AUGUCGGCGCUGAACGAUAGUCGUAGUACUAGCGGGCGUCCACUUCCAGGCGGGAAGUCGCACGCACUGCGACCGCAGAGGACACCUCCCUCGUUGUGUGCCGACGAUGUGGGGGCUAGCAGUGGCGGUGAUGGCAUCGGCGAAUUCGAGACAGCGUUUGAGCAUCUCCACAGCAUACGUAGCGAAGAAGAGGGCAGCGUAGAUCCCGCCCCUUCUGCCGAGCAGCGUAUGCGUUGUAUUCAGCGAGAUGUAUAUCGGCAUGAGCGCCAGAUUGCUUCCCUCCUCAGUGAAAAACAUGAGCACUGUGAGCAUCUAGCGACUGUGUACGAAGAGCUGGAAAAGAUGCUUCGCAAAAUCCAGCUGACGCCGCUGGAGGACCUUAAGGGGCAUGCCGCGUCUCCCUCUGCUUCGACGUUUUGUGCACCGAGCCGCGACGAGGACGGCUAUGCGGCGUCGAGUACCGUUUCUGCACUCGCAUCUUCGCUGCAGCAGAGCUUUCACCAGGUGCUUCAACGGCAUCAGGAUCGUGUUUACGAGGUUCUCGUUGACUACCGGCAGCAGAUCGACAAAAAUGAGUACGAGACUGGUCGGCGUCUGUGCGCCAUUGAGGGCGCGAUUGCACAGAUUCAGUCGGAUGUGCGCGAACUACAACACACAGCCAGCAUCCAGGCAGAGGAGCUGCGACACGUUCAGCAGGACAUGCGUCUACGUGCAGAGGCGGUGACCGCGCAGCAAGAGGCGCAACGCGCCGCCCUCGACGCGAUUGGGGAAGCGCGAGACACCAAGGCAGCGAAGUUGCUAAGCAAGAUUCAAGACGACGUUGCUCAACUCAUGGCCGACGCAAAGGCUGUGCGGACUCAGCAAAUACAAAGCGGGAAGGAUGUCGAGGAGCAGAUUCGGUCGCUGUUAUUAGCCCAACAGAGGGCGGAGGAGGCCUUGGGGGUACAUAGGGCGUCUAUCGCGCUGUUGCAGAACCAGGAUUCGCUUGAGGGGGCCUUUCAUGAGGUGAAGGACUGGCUCGGUGACCUCGAAAAGCGGAUGGUCAGCCGCGGCGAGCUACUGCAGUGGACAGAGUCUUUGCAGAGUGAAAUUCAUCAGAUGCGGCGUGUCACGAGUGGGGUGCUCUCGCACACGAUUGAACCAACUGCGCCUGGCCAAGAUGCUUAG
This is a messenger RNA of Leishmania mexicana MHOM/GT/2001/U1103, 1167 nucleotides long. RefSeq lists its product as hypothetical. The record is from RefSeq and is a predicted model, not a curated record. NCBI's taxonomy places the organism in Eukaryota, Euglenozoa, Kinetoplastea, Trypanosomatida, Trypanosomatidae. Bases 1 to 1167 code for a protein of 388 amino acids. The transcript has a single exon.